Molecule: messenger RNA, 822 nt
Organism: Cynara cardunculus var. scolymus (artichoke)
Lineage: Eukaryota; Viridiplantae; Streptophyta; Magnoliopsida; Asterales; Asteraceae
Exons: 2
Coding region: 1-822 (273 amino acids)
Source: RefSeq, a predicted model, not a curated record
AUGUCUGGUGAUGUUAAGUUCCUCAAGGACAUCUUAAGUAAGAAGAAGAAGUUGAUCGCAUAUGAAACCGUAGCUCUUACUGAAGAAUGUAGUGGACUUCUGACCAACAAGAUACCUUCUAAGCUUAAAGACCCAAGAAGUUUCACUAUUCCUUAUUCUAUAGGUGGGAAACAGAUUGGGAAAGCUUUGUGUGACUUAGGUGCAAGUAUCAACCUCAUGCAUUUAUCUGUUUUCAACACCUUAGGCGUAAAAGAGGCUAGACCUAUCACUGUUACACUUCAAUUGGCCAACAAAUCCAUUGCAUACCCUAACGGAAAGAUUGAGGAUGUUUUAGUGCAAGUUGGGAGACCAUUCCUAGCCACCAAAAGAACUUUGAUAGAUGUCCAGAAAGGAGAGUUGACUAUGAGACUUGAGGACCAAAAUGUCACAAUUAAUGUUUUCAAUUCUUUGAAAUACCCUGACUACUUGGAGGAGUGCUCAAGCAUAACUGAGUUAGAGGCAAUGUGUCAUGAGGAAGGAACUAGAGAAGUCUGUAAGUUAGAGGAAGAUGAUAGUGUUGAAAUAGAUGAAGAGAUUGUUGAGGAGUUAGAUUUAAGAGAGGAUGAUGGUAUCCCAAGUGAUGUUACUGCAUUUGAGUUGUUGGAAAACAGUGAGCAAAAGAAUUUCACCCUAUCCAUUAUAUCACCACCUGACUUGAAGUUGAAACAACUCCCAUCUUGUUUGAAGUAUAAUUUUCUAGGAGAAAAAGGCAAAUUGCUUGUCAUCAUUUCAUCUACCCUAGAUUUGCAUCAAGAGAAGAGAAGAAGUUGGUUGAUAUGUUGA